Molecule: messenger RNA, 897 nt
Organism: Exophiala spinifera
Lineage: Eukaryota; Fungi; Ascomycota; Eurotiomycetes; Chaetothyriales; Herpotrichiellaceae
Exons: 3
Coding region: 1-897 (298 amino acids)
Cellular component (GO): cytoplasm
Molecular function (GO): oxidoreductase activity, acting on the CH-OH group of donors, NAD or NADP as acceptor
Source: RefSeq, a predicted model, not a curated record
AUGGCGCUGCCAUUACUGGAAAACAAGCGAGCGUUGAUAACUGGAGGUGGCUCUGGAUUGAGUCUUGCCCUGGCGAAAGUCCUCCGUGCUAGAAAUGUUUCGAUCUUGAUCUGCGACCUCUCCCUGCACAAGGAAGCAACAACCUGGUUGGAAGAAACUCAAAAUGACUCAGGUCCAUUGGUUAGCUUUCUACGAGUAGAUGUGACCGACUGGAAGCAGCUCGAGGCAGCAUUCCAAAAUUUCGAUGACCGAUUCGGUGGUGUUCCGGAGAUCGUCGUUGCUGGUGCUGGGGUUUAUGAAGCAUCAUGCCCGGGCUUCUGGGACAAUAAAGAUCAAGGAUCUCAUUACAAGUUGUUCGACAUCAACCUUGUCCACCCAAUCAAGCUCACUCGGAUUGCAAUCCGCCGCAUGCAGCGGGCCCAUUCGAGAGGUGUCAUCCUGCAUAUUUCAAGUAUCGUGGCACAGAAGCCCAACGUGGUUCUGCCACUCUACGCGGCCUCAAAAGCAGGGCUCAGUCAGUUCAUCCGCUGCAUGGCUCCAUUAGAAGACAUGUGCGCCAUCCGAGUUGUGGCGGUGGCUCCCGGCAUUGUCGACACGCCACUCUUUCGAGACCAUCCAGAGGCCAUGAAACAUAUAGAUAUGAAUAAAGACUUUGCGCUGCCGCCGUCAGAGGUAGUCAAAGCCAUGGUGGCCUUGCUCACGGAGGAAAAAUACGUGGGGGGGACCAUUCUCGAGAUCGGCGACAUUGGACAGUGGCGCCAAGUUCAAAUUCUAGGGGAUAUUGGGCCUCAGGGAAGGUCCACCUUACCAAGAUCGAAGGCCAAAUCGGCUGUUGACUUGGUCAAAAAAGCAUUGAAGGCAGAUGCAGGAGGUAGAGUCCCAACAAGUAGCUUGUGA